Molecule: messenger RNA, 1280 nt
Organism: Drosophila busckii
Lineage: Eukaryota; Metazoa; Arthropoda; Insecta; Diptera; Drosophilidae
Gene: Wdr92
Product: WD repeat-containing protein 92
Exons: 2
Coding region: 90-1217 (375 amino acids)
Molecular function (GO): ubiquitin binding
Source: RefSeq, a predicted model, not a curated record
AGCAGUCAUGGCAACGUUUCAAACAAGUUGAUUUUUGAAUUAAACUUGCAGCUGUAAACACUUUUAGCAUUAGAAAUUAGUCCGACAACAUGGACAAGCCACAAAUAAUUGAACAUUUGCAUGAAGCGGUUAAUUAUACAGUGUAUGACACCAAAUGGAUACCGCUGUCCGCAAAGUUCGUAGUGCUCGGCUCCAAGCCCAACAGUCAUGGCAUAAUGGAAAUCUACGAACUGAACGAGCAGAAGCUGGAGAAGCUCAAGUGCAUCGAGAAGCAGGCGGCAUUCAAAUGUGGCACAUUCGGUGCCGCUUCCAUGCGCAAUCGUCACAUGGCCAUUGGUGACUUUGAGGGCAGAUUGCAAGUGCUUGAUCUGGAGCGUCCCGAGCUGGCGGUUUAUAAUGUUAAGGCGCAUAGUAGCAUCAUAAAUUGCAUUGAUGCUAUUGGUGGCACGCAGCUGGAGUGUGGUGCACCUGAGAUUGCCACCGGCAGUCGCGAUGGCGCCGUUAGAGUGUGGGAUAUACGUCAGGGACAAACGCCAGUGGUGGAUAUAGCGCCGCCAGCGCAAAUGGGCGAUGGCGUCAAUAGCGCGCACAUGCGUCGCGACUGCUGGGCCGUUGCCUUUGGCAACACGUACAAUUCCGAGGAGCGCAUUGUUGCCGCUGGCUAUGACAAUGGGGAUCUCAAGCUGUUCGAUUUGCGCAGCUUGAGCGUGCGCUGGGAGGCAACCAUCAAGAAUGGCAUAUGCGAUGUGGAGUUCGAUCGUCGGGACAUACCCAUGAACAAACUGGCGGUUACUACACUUGAGGGUGGACUGCUCGUCUAUGAUAUGCGCACUCAGCAUCCCAGCAAGGGAUUCUCGCAUGUCGAAGAGCGCAAUGCAGGACGCAGCGUUGGCAGCAAUGGCGUCAUCAAUGGACCCAAGGCCACAGUGUGGACUGUGCGCCAUGUGCCACAAAAUCGUGAUAUUUUCCUUACAGGCGGCGGCACUGGCUCCAUUCGUUUGUGGAAAUAUGAAUAUCCCGAUCGUCGUGUUAUUGACGAUGCGGAUGGCAACAAGGAGGGAGUUCCGGGCAAGCUGCAAAUGGUUAGUGCCGUUACGCUCAGUUCUCAGCCCGUGCACAGCUUCGACUGGCAUCCGGAUAAGCUCGGACUGGCCGUUGCCGGCGCCUUCGAUCAGAGUGUGCGCGUGCUAAUCACCACUAAGCUCAAUACGCUUUAAGUUUAGUUUAUGUAUAUAAAGAAGUUUUAAAUAAAUGUAGCUAACUUAGCUAUUAGAUAAUUA